AUGCAUUUACUAACAAAUGUCAACGCGAACAUGGUCUCAACCAAAAUAAUAUUCGCACUGUUACGCAAUCAUUACACACAUUUUCAUUUAGCUAUCCAAAUGAUAAGCCAAGAGAAAAUAGAUACAUUGGUCCGCGAAUGGGCCAGUGUUGACCCUAAUCCCAAUUCCCGACUUGAGAUUUUGUCGCUCCAGAAAGAUCAAAAGUAUGAUGUUUUACGCAAGAAACUCUAUCCUCGCAUAGCUUUUGGCACUGCGGGGCUUCGUUCGUCGAUGGAAUCAGGUUUUGCUCAUAUGAAUGAUGUAACCAUUUUACAGGCAUCACAAGGUUUGGUAGAGCACAUUGUGUCGCAUGGAGGCUCUUCCAUUGUGAUUGGAUAUGACCAUCGGCACCACUCACAAAGAUUCGCCGAAAUCACCGCUAGUGUAGCGCUUUUGCGGGGACUUCGGGUUUUUUACUUGGGCUCUGCUUCCAACUUGUCUGAUGAAAGCUUAGGAAGCUCGGAUGCGGGAAAAUCAGGGAAAGUAGAUCGUCUGUACGUUCAUACACCGAUGGUUCCAUUUGGAAUUAACUUCUACAAGGCAUCGGCGGGAGUGAUGGUUACGGCAUCGCAUAACCCGGCCAAAGAUAACGGCUACAAGGUUUAUUAUGGCAACGGCUGCCAGAUUAUUUCACCCCAGGAUAAAGAAAUUGCUCAGUGCAUAGAUGAAAAUCUUCAGCCAUGGUCAGAUCAAGUAUGGCGAGUACAAGAGAAUAUUGAGGCGGGAAUGAAAUCUGGAAAAUUGGUUUUGGUAAAGAAGGAGUUGUCUGCCCACUAUGUGGAACAAGUGGCAAAGAAAUUAGUACGGGAAAAGACCAUUUCCUACAAAUUUGUCUACACCCCGAUGCAUGGUGUGGGAUUGGAGAUAUUUCGCCAAGUCUGUAAUAUUUUCAAUGCUGAAUGUGAAACCGUGCCUGAACAGGAACACCCGGAUCCAGAUUUCCCCACGGUACGCUUCCCCAACCCAGAAGAGGCGGGUGCGCUUGAUUUAGCGAUUGAACAUGCAAAAAAAGUUGGCGCAAAAUUGGUAGUUGCCAGUGAUCCAGACGCAGACCGCUUCAGCGUUGCCGUAGAGAAAAAUGGCAAAUGGCGUCAGCUUACUGGGAAUGAGAUCGGUAUUUUGUUUGCCGUGUAUGUUGUGGAAGAGCUCACGCCCGAGACACAAUUGGCUAAAACAGUUCUUUUGAAUUCCACUGUAUCUUCUCAACUUUUGCGCUCCUUGGCAGAGAAAUCUGGAUGCUUAUUCCAAGAUACCUUGACUGGAUUCAAAUGGAUUGGAAAUAAGGCCCUCGACUUGAAAGCUCAAGGGUACCUUGUUCCCUUUGGCUAUGAGGAGGCGAUUGGAUACAUGUUUCCGCUUGUAAAUGAUAAGGAUGGCAUCUCCGCCGCAGCCAUGUGGCUCCAACUAUAUGAGAAGUGGUUUUCCUCUGGCAAAAGUGAUGCGAUAGACAAACUUGAGCAAAUCUACGCCCGUUACGGCUAUUUUAAAGAGUGCAAUGGCUACUACAAAGUGGAUGACGUGGAAAAGACCUCGUACAUUUUUGAUAAAAUCAUUCGGAGCUCCUAUGGCACGGACAGACACUACCCCGAGUUUUUAGGCGACUUCAAAGUGGCUGAGUGGAGAGACUUGACCAUUGGGUACGAAUCUUCCACUAAGGACAAUGUGCCUCUUUUGCCCACCGACCCCAGCUCCCAGAUGAUAACAGGUGUAUUGGAGAAAGCCAGUUCAGGCAAAGUGCGUUUUACUUGUCGAGGCUCUGGCACAGAGCCGAAGCUCAAGGUGUAUAUAGAGGGCACGUCAGAAAAAAGUGAAGAAGAAGCUCAAACACUAGCAAAAGAGUGCUGGACCACCUUGCGAGAACUUUGGUUCCGUCCAAAAGACAAUGGGCUUGUUGAAGUCGUAUGA
Molecule: messenger RNA, 1944 nt
Organism: Clavispora lusitaniae ATCC 42720
Lineage: Eukaryota; Fungi; Ascomycota; Pichiomycetes; Serinales; Metschnikowiaceae
Product: phosphoribomutase
Biological process (GO): purine ribonucleoside salvage; carbohydrate metabolic process
Cellular component (GO): nucleus
Molecular function (GO): phosphopentomutase activity; magnesium ion binding
Source: RefSeq, a predicted model, not a curated record